UUUUAGUUGCGAUGCAAAGUUAAGAGACAGACACUGAUCUCAAAGGAACUCGGCUCAAGAACAGCAGCUCGCCAAGAUGGCAGACAACACUAGCUAUGUGGACCUUUUCAAGGGGAGCGCCAUGAUCCUCCCCCUCUUUGAGGCAUCUGAGUCACAAUGGAACAGAUAUGGGCGUGCCAUUGCCUAUCUUUUAGGGCUGAGUUACAUGUUUCUUGGAGUGAACAUUAUCGCUGACGUUUUCAUGGCUGCAAUCGAGGUUAUCACAUCUAAAACGAAGCAAAUCAAAAUAGCAACGGCCAAUGCUAACGGUGACAAUGGUGACGACACCGCCAACCAAGGCCCCCAUUUCGAUACAAUUGAAGUAAAGAUUUGGAACGAUACAGUCAGCAAUCUAACACUCAUGGCACUGGGUUCCUCUGCCCCGGAAAUCCUGCUCAGUAUCAUUGAAAUAGUGGGUAACGGGUUUGAACCUGGUGAGCUUGGUCCCGGUACAAUCGUUGGAUCCGCCAGUUUUAACCUCCUCGUCAUUACUGCCAUCUGUAUUUACGUUAUCCCCGACGGUGAAUCAAGGAGAAUCAAGGAGAUCAACGUGUUCGCGUGCACCUCGUUCUUCGCCGUGUUCGCCUACAUCUGGUUGUAUCUGGUCAUUGAGGUGAUCACCCCCAAUGUUAUUGAGAUUUGGGAGGGUAUCGUCACAUUCCUUUUCUUCCCCCUCAUCGUCCUCCUGGCGUUCGCCGCCGACAAGAACUUCUGGAGAAAACAGAUGGAGAUGGACGGAGACUGGAACCAAAUGCAAGAUGUGUUCGCAAAACAGAAAACUGGAAGUGAGGAGGAUGUCAGACAUAUUAUUGAGACGAACGAAAAGGGAGAGAAAGUUGAGAGAUUGAUAAUGGGAAAGAAACAGCUGAAAGACCCCAAGGAAGCAGCAGACAUUGCUACCGCCGAGAUGUUGAGAAGAACUCAUCACUCCCGAGCUUGGUACAGGGUUAUCGCAGGUCGAGCCAACAAGGGAGGAAGCAAGGUUCCAUUCUACAACAAACCAAAGGACGAUGAAGAUCUUGCUGCCAGGGAACCAAGCCGAAACGGUGACAUGACAGUGGCCAGAAUUGAGUUCUCCGCUGCAGCAUACUCUUGCAUGGAAAACGAGGGAACCAUCAAACUGGGGGUUAUUCGAACUGGAAACCUGAACUGCAAAACAACCAUAAAUUACGAAACAUCCGACGGUACAGCCAAUGCUGGUGAGGACUACGUAUCCAAGGCUGGAAUCAUUGAAUUUAUCGAGGGAGAAUACAUCAAGACAGUCGAGAUCGAAAUCAUUGACGACGAUGUCUGGGAAGAGACUGAAACCUUCUUCGUGAGACUGUUCAACCCUUCAAGGGGAACUGAAAUGGACAAGAUCUGCGUCACUCAAGUUUCUAUCAUCAACGAUGAUGAACCGGGUAUACUGCAAUUCCAGAAACCCAGUUAUCUGUACAAGGAAAGCGCGGGAAUGGCUGAGCUGGUUAUUGAACGUAACGACGGAUGUGACGGUAGAGUUACUGUCCGCUUCAAGACUAAGGACAUUACUGCCAUAGCUGGCAAGGACUACGAGGCAGUUACCGAUGGAAUUGCAGUAUUCGAGCAUGGAGAAGUCACAAAGUCCGUCUAUAUUCCGAUUGAGGACGACCCUAGUUUCGAGGACAACGAGACGUUUGAAGUGGCCAUUGUGGAAGCUACCGAUGGAGCUUCCAUCGGCAAACACCGGCGCACAAUAGUCACUAUUCUAAACGACGACGAUUACCAGACCCUGAUCACUCGAGUAGCUAACCUGACUAGUGUCAACCUGGAUAAACUGGUCAUCGGUAAGGAAUCCUGGGCACAGCAGUUCCAGGAGGCUCUCAGUGUAAACGGUGGAAAUGUUGAUGACGCUGAACCUCUUGACUUUAUACUCCAUUUCCUCACUUUCGGAUGGAAGGUAUUGUUCGCCUGCGUGCCCCCAGCUCAUAUUGCUGGAGGAUGGUUGUGUUUCUGUGUAUCUCUUGGAGCCAUUGCUGGAGUAACCGCUAUUAUUGGUGAUAUGGCCAGUAUCCUCGGACAACUGUUGGGAAUCAAGGAUUCUGUCACCGCUAUCACUUUAGUUGCCCUGGGAACCUCCUUGCCGGACACGUUUGCCAGUAAAGUAGCCGCAAUCAACGAAGACUCAGCUGACGCAGCUAUCGGUAACAUCACCGGUUCAAACUCUGUCAACGUCUUCCUCGGUCUGGGCAUCCCAUGGAUCAUCGCCACUCUCUAUAAAUACUUCACAUAUGCUGCAACCGAUCGAAGAAGCAAAUUUAUCGUAACGGACAAAUCACUGCCGUUCACGAUAGCCCUUUAUUCAAUAGCAGCCAUUGCUACUCUAUUAUUAUUAACUUGGAGGAGAUACAGCAUUGCUGCUGGAAAGGCCGAAUUGGGAGGUGAUCCUAAGGUAAAGAAAAUAUGCGCUGCAAUAUGUAUAACCCUCUGGUCGAUAUACAUCAUCUGCGCUUCCCUAUAUGCCUACGAUGUAAUCAAGUUUUAGGACAUAAGCUCCCACUGCACCAAACGCAAUUCAACCGACGUCCACACUACAGCCAUGAUUUUUAUCCAUAGUUUUGUACCGCGUAGCAGGUCAGAUCACCAGACCAGAUGUCCGGACAUAUAACAAGCAGUGUGACACAAACAGUGUGACACUGUACAAACAGUGUGACAGCAGUGUGACAGCAGUGUGACACUGUGUACAGCUCUGUUACCGGGGAUCAUCAUGAUAUUAUAGCCUGGCACAUGGCCCAGACAUUUGUAGAAAGUAUAACAGAUAAGAGGCUCACCACUCUUGGAAUAUGCCAUGUUCUUUUUCUAGAUCUCCUUCUUUUCUUUAGCACUGCAUGUCAAUACAAAUGGGAAAUGCUACUUAUGGUCUGAAAAAAAGAAUUGGGUUGCUCUUCUGUUCAAUAAUUUGUAUCUUGGGGACUGUUCAGAAACCUAGCAACCACUCCUAAAAACAAUACUUGUAACCUAGUAACUCUUCUAGUAACUUGGUUACUAAACUAGUAACCUGGUUACCAGCGCAAUUCAGUCUCCGGAUGUCAGGUUAUUGAGGUACUGAUAUCUCGAAUAAGUGAGGGGUUGUCAAAUAAUGGUCACACAAGAAUAUUGGACAGCAGGUAGCCGAGAGAGAUUUAUCAUUAUUUUUAUCUCCCGACAGGUUUUUAUUUAAAGUGAUCUCUUGACUCCUUGAUUGAUAAGCCGAUUUACCUUGAAGCCAUGCCUCAAUCCUGCGAAUUUUGCUUAGCCAAAAAAUUGCGCAUUUCCAGGUUAAAUGUUCUUUGAGAUUUUUAGCUGUACAGUAUUACACGAUUUAUUUACCACAACAAACGUACGACUGUAGACUGAACCGGCUUAUUGUUGUUCGUGUUUAGCACGUGGAGCAAUAGAUUGGUUGUUUUUUGGUCCAAAGUUUGUCACAGUUAGGGAUGGCAUUUCAAAAUUAUGCCUUUAAAAUAUGCACAAAUGUUAGAGUUAAAAGACGAUGUUUUCGUUGCUGUAAUGAAAUCAAACAUGUUAUAAUUGAUGCGUCAUGAUCUAUUUCUGUCUUGUCGAGUGAACAAAUGUUAGAUAUCUAGUAAACUUAUACGAGAUCAUUGUAGGAAGUUUUAUUGUUUCGCAAAGAAAUGAAGCUUCAUCGUCAUGUAUCAAAAAUAAUGGUUUCUGAUACAGGACCUUGAAGUUUCUAGCUUGCGGAUCGGAGCAGUAUUACUUCCCGGAAUGACUUAAAUAUUAUGAUGGGUUUAAUAAUAUCAGCUGGUAAGAUGCAACGAAUUCCUGCUGGAAAGCAGCAUAAGCAGUUUCUAUAGAUCAGUUGCCAUGGUCUAUAUGAUCAUGAGUUGCGAACUCUGUGGUGACAGCGUGUUGCCAUGGUAACGACUUGUUGUUAUAACUGUUAUUACCAAUUGUCUUCUUAGAGGUAACUGGUUUGAAAGAGGUUGAAGAAAAGUUUAGGAUUAUUUAAGGGCUUCUUUAACAAUUUCAGCUAAACUUUUAUUAAAGCCGGGGUGAUAUUUUAUUUUGGUUUUGUCAUCUCAUCUACCUUUUGUUAACCGUGCUUCAUCUUGAAUUUUUAGAUCCUCUCGGAUUUUCCGGUCUUUGACUUUAUUAGGCUAUAAAACAUGAUAAUUUGUCUUGUCAUUUUUGAAAGUUUUCUGAGAAAGAAUUAGAGGUCAACGAAUAAACGCUUUUUUCCUGUCAGUUUCACGUCUACUUUAUAAUUAGAGUCUAGUUGUGCCUGGCCGGUUGGAUGUUGUAUAUUAAUUACAUGUCCCUCAUAAUUCACUCUUAGCCGUUAUAUUAUAGUUACUAUUUGAAGACAAGA
Bolinopsis microptera is the source of this 4366-nucleotide messenger RNA. Its product is annotated as sodium/calcium exchanger 3-like. Gene Ontology annotation, biological process: cell communication; sodium ion transmembrane transport; calcium ion import across plasma membrane. The record is from RefSeq and is a predicted model, not a curated record. Bases 77 to 2539 code for a protein of 820 amino acids. NCBI's taxonomy places the organism in Eukaryota, Metazoa, Ctenophora, Tentaculata, Lobata, Bolinopsidae. The transcript has 14 exons. Gene Ontology annotation, molecular function: calcium:sodium antiporter activity. Gene Ontology annotation, cellular component: axon; sarcolemma; postsynapse.